Impatiens glandulifera is the source of this 1574-nucleotide messenger RNA. RefSeq lists its product as uncharacterized. The transcript has 6 exons. Gene Ontology annotation, molecular function: GTP binding; GTPase activity. Bases 69 to 1415 code for a protein of 448 amino acids. The record is from RefSeq and is a predicted model, not a curated record. NCBI's taxonomy places the organism in Eukaryota, Viridiplantae, Streptophyta, Magnoliopsida, Ericales, Balsaminaceae.
GUCUGAUUUGCGAGCUUUUAUAUCUCCGGUCUUCAAAUCUGGAACAAGGAGAAGAGUAGUAGUAUUUGAUGGAGGAGGAAAAUCAAGCGGUCAUCAAUGGAGAUGAUUCUCUUGAAAAUAGGCCUGGAAUCUUCAUGAUCGGAUCUCCCAACGUCGGCAAGCGUACUCUCCUCUCCAGACUAACCUCUGUGGAUUUUGAAGAUGCUUCCGAUUCAUCGACAGAUGUGCUUGCCCAUGGGUGGACUAUCAACACUAAGUAUUAUACAGCUGAUGUUUCUAUAUGGCUGUCGCAUCUUCACAAUAACUUCUCUAUUGGCUCUCUAGCAACACAGGAGCAAUUGGCAGCCCUGGUGAUGGUUUUUGAUAUAAGCAAUUUAACUUCUUUUCGUGCUCUUAAAGAAUGGGUUGCUCUUAAUGAUAUUAAGAAGUUUGAUAUUCUUAUAUGCAUUGGGAAUAAAGUGGAUCUUCUUCCUGGACAUGCGGCUCACAUUGAGUAUAGAAGGUAUCUGCAGAGAAAAGGAAAUUCUUUCCUGAGUCCUUCUUGUGUUGAGUCCUCGGAUUAUGGGAUAGAUGAGAGUGAAGGAGUUAGCCUACUUGGAGGAGAGGGAGACGAAGAAGACUCAUCAUGGCAUAUUAAGAGAUCGUGUAUGGAAUGGUGCAGUGAACUCAACGUCGAAUACAUUGAAGCAUGUGCAUCUAAUGCUGAUUUUGACAAAUGUUUAUCAGUUGAUGGUGAUUUGCAAGGAGUUGAAAGACUCUAUGGUGCUCUUUCAGCUCAUAUGUGGCCCGGGAUGGUCUUAAAAUCUGGUGAAAAGAUAACCCAACUAUCAUUGCCAGAUGAGCCAGAGAUGUCGGAAGUGGAAUCUGAUUACGAAUUUGAGUACCAAGUGUUAUCGGCUGGCUCAGCAGAAGAAGAAUGGGACGAAACUGCUAGUGGAUGGGUAACUGCCAACGAUUGCUCCUCCUCCUCGUCAUUCAGUCAGAGUAGGACUACUGAUGUCAAGCCGGAGUCUGGUGCUGGUGAAGAGACAAAAACCAGUUCAGAUGGAAUAGAGCAAUCUGAAUCAUCAGACAGUCGUGUGGCAUUAGUAACAUCAGAGGAGACACGAGAAGAAGCUGCAGCAUCAGUGGAGACACGAGAAGAAGCUGCAGCAUCAGUGGAGACACGAGAAGAAGCUACAGCAUCAGUGGAAACGCUAGAAGGAGCUGCAGCAUCGGCACCCAAAGAAGAUAAACAAUACCAGUUUGAGGAUUUGGAACAUUUGAUGUCUGAGAUUGGAAAUGUCAGGAAUAACCUCAGAUUGAUGCCCGAUUUCCAAAGGCGGGAAAUGGCUGCCACAUUGGCCCUUAAAAUGGCUGCAAUGUUUGGCGAUGACGAAAGCGAUGGUGAAGGAGAUGUCGAACAUACUAUUUAAGCAUAUAGAUGUUUUGAAUGGAGCCAAUUCCAGUUAUAUAUGGUUUCUCUAUAGUUUUGCAAUUUUUUUUUGGCAUUGUAACACAUUAUAGUUAUUUAAGUUAAGUUAUUGGUAAGUUUCAUACAACUUUAUAAACAUUAUUGUUCAUUUUUCAAAUAC